UCCCAUAGACACGGCAUGACUAUCAGAAUUGAUGUUUACGCAUGCGUGCUCAAUACUCCGAGAUUAAUGCAGAUAUUGAUCGCCGGCCACUUAACUGCAUACCGGCCCUUGUAUACCAAUUAGAAUUUGCUUACAACAGAGAGGUUAUACGAAGUCAAGACGUCGGCAUUACCAAGGCGAUAUGUUCAUCAUGUGUUCAUUCACUCGGCAUUCGUGUUAGCAUUGGGUUUAAGCAGACGACAGUUGACAGAGCGGCAAACCGAAGACACCUAGCAGACGACAAAGGGGCGUAGAGUUGGCCAGAAGACGUUUAUGUAACAUGUGAGCAAACCUAGAACAAUUAAUUGAACAAAUGGCAAAAAAUUACAAGAUUUCCGUGUCAUUGAGGAAACAGGAAAAUGACGAACCGGUUUAUCAUAAACAAGACGGAGAGAGGUUUUCUAAAUCUCAGACGGUUAAAUUGAAUGUAAACACCGACUAUUGGAUAAAGCUAACGAUCAGACCUUCAAUGAUUCUUCGAGGUCUAGUGUUACACGGAGAGAGAACGGAAUUUGUCCCGGAUACACCCACAACGUCAGCUGACGAGGAUGCAGUGUACUAUAAGGCACAAUUUAGCACGGUUAACUACGACUCUCACAACCGAGGCAACAGGAAAGACCUCACCUUUUUGUUCGAGUUUGACCACGGUGUUACUAUGAAGACCAGUGUCCAAAUCAAGCUUUACAAAACUGGAGAAACAGAACAUUCCUCGUGGGGUCAGGCUCUCACCGUUAUAGAUUACGACUGUAAACUGCUAGACGGACAUACAUAUGUUGAUAUCGUCAGUGAGAAAUACCUUUAACCCUUUUUUUCGCUGACGAAUACAAUCCAAACCACUCCCUGAUAUGGUUUUAAGGCGUAGAAUGCUAACAGUAGGUCACCCUAUCAUCAUAGAGAGUAUUGGUAAGUACUAAGGUUAUCUUGGCUGACUGAUAUGGGGUUUUUUUUCUGGUAAAGCCCACUUUUCCCGGAAACGUGACUGGCAUCGGCUAUUCACUUAACAUACGGGUUCAUUGUUGGAUAUUUCUUUCGACCAAUCAGUGAACGCCGGUAUUAUUCUGCUAUUUUCAGUUUCAUGAAAAGAUAACUUUUACAUCACGGAUGUCCAAUUAUCAAAUCUAUGAAUUAGGAUUGCAUCAGAAAGAUGCUUUCGUCAGUAAAGGUAUUGUGAAGAGAUAACAAGGUCCAAUAAAGGUCGAGGUUGUGCUGGGAAUUUUUCAGAUAACUAGAAGGCAGCAUCAUACUACCGUAUCAACCCAUAAGUACUGUACGAGUGGAACGUCAUACGGUGCAACGUUUUGUAUGAACCGUGUUCAGACCACUUGAUCAUUGAAACCAUAACAAUUAUUCAGUCAAACUGAUGUGCACAACAUUUGAUAUUUCGAUCACCCUUCUCGAGUACUAGAGUAUCUCGAUGUUCACUUAAAGUUAGAACCGCAUCAAUGUUGAACGCUUCCGAAAAUGUGACGUUGAACAUUAGCUCUAACGGUAUUAUUAUACUGUUGUUUGUAUGCACAUCAUUAUUCUUUGUGCACUACAUAUACCGACCUAUAGGUUUGUGCAAACCCGUUCCCGCCAUUUAAACAUGUGCAAUAAACAAUGGCGAAAGCAUUGUAAAAAUGCAGCUGUACUAAAAUAUUCUAACAAGAUUGUGUGCUAUUUUUCUUAUUCAUAAACAUGGGUUUGUUCUGGUACCAGCUUUAGUGUCUUUUAUUAUUGAAUCGAAAAAACAUUUAUUAAAAACAUAUGUUUGUUGCCGCCAUUUUAUUUGAUCGUUUGAUAAUAUAUUGCAUAUCUGAUUUAAAAAUUAUUCAUUUGUUGACUUUCGAAGAAAUGUAUCUUACCACCUGUAGCAUUAAUUUUACAUUUUAUGUAAAGCUGUAGCGCUAUAGAUGUGAUGUGUACUAUGUUUAUGUGUUAAAACAUGUUUUAAUGAUGUAUAUUAAGUGUUUGACUCAUGAUUUUAAAUAUAUGUUAUAAACAGAGUUGUUGACCCUUACGUUGCGAUCGUGAUGACAUCGCACAUUGUGCUAUCUAGUAAGUUAUGUAUGAGCUACUGUAGUAUUGUAAAAAUUGUUUUACACUGGACUUCAGUGAAACCAAAAUCUUCUGGAAACCCCCCCUGAAGAAAUGGGGUUUUGUUCCGGGAGAUACUUUAUUUUAUAAACAAAAACAUUUCUGAGUGUUAAUUUUGAAUGGAAUUAACAGCCAUUCACUUUAUACAGUCUUAUGCUAAAGCCAACGUCAAGUAUGUUUUAUCGAAAGAUUAAAGCUAGUUGUACUAUAUUUAUAUUGAUGUGAUUGUGUCUAUGUAGAGAUGCAUUGUGUAAAUGUUUUGGGUCAUAUUCUGAAUAGACGAAGAUAUUGCUGUUAAAUGUCGAGCUGGCGGGCUUUGGUAUACUGCUAAUCAUUUACAUAUUGCGAUGUUCGAGGAGAGUUAGAUAGAAAAAUGAGCAAUACUGCAAAAACUUAAAAAUGAAAAACAAUAAGGCCUUGAAUUAAAUUCAAAUUUAUUUUUGUCUGUUAUAAUUAUGAAACAGGUUCCAUCAACAUAUAAUACUCACUUUUAUUAAUGAAGUGGAAAGCAAAGAGCCCGAGGAAAAAGCCACGUGAUCGGGCAGGUGACCUAAUACCUUUUCAGAUUCGAUGAAUAAAUCGAUUCGGACCUGUCUUUAUGGAAGGCGAGUUUGGUAUCCACUGUGCUACUCUACCACCCAUAACAAUUGUCUAAGGUGUUUUCCAAUAUCAUAACUAGAUACUUUCUAUUCGAGUCGAUAACGCAACACAACCAAGGUAAUCAUCACCAUUGUCACAUUUAUUACAGAUGUAUGCCUAAUAAAACACAUCCUGCAACGCAUUUUAAUUAUGACAAUUGUUCAAAGUUCAAUUAUAUGGGGAAAAAAACAUUUGCAGGGUCGAACGUGGUAGCUGUCCAGAAAUCUGAUAUUUAAAGUUGUUAUUCAAGAACUGUUAUUGCACGGUAGCAACAUAAAGGAUGAUUAUGUCUUGCCAAAGAAAUUAACCAAAAACACAUCUUAAAUUCAUGUUGUUCUUUAUCUUGUAUUUAUAAGGAAGAAUAAACCAAGACGAAAUGUACAAACUUUAAAACGGAACUUUUCUUUUUGAAUUAUCUUUUGUAGUUAUAUAAUUUACCUUUAAAACGCGGAACUUGAAAAAUAAGGUACACCUGUGUAAGCGUGUGCUACUACUCUAUUGUAUUGUGUGGAGCAUGUUAGUCGCUAAUGUAUGUUAAUGUGAGGUGCUUUAAUGUUACAUACUUUCAUUCAGAGAGGUGUUGGUGAUAAUUAUCAUUGAUUUAUAUUAAAUCUUGUCUAUAUUCUGUUGCAUUUUAUCGAUAUUAAACAGCUGUGUAUAAUUAUUUAUCAAAAGACCUGCUGAGUGUAUAAACCCACUGUAUAUGUUAUUAAUUAUGAAUCCCAUUUGCUAUGGGGAUUAAUUAAUGUUAUAGAUGUAGAAGAACAUACUGAUUCAAUUAUUACAAACCAAACAAACAGAAUAUAUAUUUAUUUUUAUUUUUUCCAUUUGUUGCUGUAUUUUAGUAAAAUGGACUUGAAAUAGUAAAACAUAUGAGUAUAUCGGAUGAUGAGAAAUGAUUGAAGUUAAUAUGAAUCAUUAUAUCAAAUUUAGGAUGCUUGAUAUAACUGGCUCUAAGAUCGAUAUGGAGAUAAAAAAAACUCUAUGUUAUUGCGAGAGUGUACUUAAUGUGAUAUAUGGGCUUAGAUAAGGUAUGUGAGAUGCUAUUUUAAAAUGGCGACAGUUUGUUGUGUUUUAUUUGCUAUUCACUAUUUACCAAAUACGACAAUUAAAUGUGCAAUACAAA
Mizuhopecten yessoensis (Yesso scallop) is the source of this 3880-nucleotide messenger RNA. Its product is annotated as CB1 cannabinoid receptor-interacting protein 1-like. Lineage: Eukaryota; Metazoa; Mollusca; Bivalvia; Pectinida; Pectinidae. The transcript has 3 exons. Bases 353 to 841 code for a protein of 162 amino acids. Gene Ontology annotation, molecular function: type 1 cannabinoid receptor binding. Gene Ontology annotation, biological process: negative regulation of signaling receptor activity. Gene Ontology annotation, cellular component: plasma membrane. The record is from RefSeq and is a predicted model, not a curated record.